This is a messenger RNA of Rotaria sordida, 1020 nucleotides long. The record is from the annotation of a GenBank genome assembly. NCBI's taxonomy places the organism in Eukaryota, Metazoa, Rotifera, Eurotatoria, Philodinida, Philodinidae.
AUGCCGUCUCAAUCAGACACAUACACUACACCAGCUACUUUUAAUAAAUAUGGAUUACAUCUAAGAUGGCCUCGUAUUUGGAUAAUAAUUCUUGGAAUAAUGCUUAUUUUUCUUUGCGUAUGUAUAGCUGGUAUGGAAAUUGGACAUACAAUUUACGAUUUAUAUCGAUCAACUGCAUUUGGAGGUUUUAUACUUUUUAUACCUCUAUUGAUCUGUUCUAUUUUUGUUCUUAUUACUGCCUGCAAACCACGUUUAAUACUUCUUCGUAUUGCUACAAUUUUAUGUUGUAUUAUGAUUAUAUUAUGUAUAUUAUUAAUUGUUUAUGAUAUUCUUGUUCUUAUCGAUCCUACUCGAUGUUUCUUUUUAAAUUGUGAUAACGCUCAAGUUACAUAUCAAGUUAAUUCAACAUAUAAUACAACAAUAACAGGUUGGCCACUUAAUAUAUCAUGGCCUAAUUAUUUUCAAACUAAUAUGAAUGGUAAAAGAAUUCUUCAAAGUAUACAAAUAUUUUGUGCUGCCUUAUUUAUUUUAUUUUGUUCAUUAUAUAUAUUAACUUAUAUUAUUUAUCGACGAAUUUAUUUCGAUCAAGGAACUAUUGAUAAAUCUGAUCAACAUACAUUUGUAAGACAUAAAACAGUUACAAGUCCAAUAACACGUUCAAAUAGUAUAGUUCAAUCAUUUCCACAAUAUAAUCUUAAUCGUCUAGUAACAGUAUACACUAUUGAAGGUCGUCCUUCGACAUCAAUUAUUUAUAGUAAUUCUCCAGCACCACCAAUAGUGCAUACAAUUACUCCUCGAAAAGCUAAUCGAAAAACUGUUGUACGUCAAAGAGCUAAGUCCGCAAAUUAUGAUCGUAUAUGUACACGUUGUAUGAUAGAACCACGAAUAAUUUUAACAACAAAUUAUCAACGACAAAAUUACUUUUCACAUUUAUGUAUUAAUUGUAAUAAAGAACUUGUAGAUUAUCAUCAAAAACCACAUCUUGUUCAGUCAGAAAAUGAUCGUACGUGGAAACCUUAG